Truncatella angustata is the source of this 4503-nucleotide messenger RNA. RefSeq names its product C2 domain-containing protein. The coding region runs from base 1 to 4503 and encodes 1500 amino acids. The transcript has 3 exons. NCBI's taxonomy places the organism in Eukaryota, Fungi, Ascomycota, Sordariomycetes, Amphisphaeriales, Sporocadaceae. Gene Ontology annotation, molecular function: lipid binding. The record is from RefSeq and is a predicted model, not a curated record.
AUGGCAACUGAACAGUCAGCCCUCGAGCUCAAGCAGCAGGGCGCCAUUGAAGCUGCCCAGGACCCCGACUCUACGGUCACUGCAGAUGAUGCCCAAAGAAAAAUGGUGGAAGAAAGCAAGAAUGCUGGAGUGGCCGCUUAUUCCUUCGACCCCGACGCCAGUCCAGAGGAAAAGAGGCGGCAGAUUAGAUCCGCAGUACCAGAGGAGCUAAGACCCCAUCACCGGAAACACCAAGCCGUAGCUGUGACGACCGAUGCCGACGACGGUGGACCCAAGGCCGAUUACCUACCAGAAGCCUCCAAGGCUCAAUUGGCCGAAGACGAGAAAGACGCUCAGGGACGGCCAAUCGAUCCAAACCAAGACAAGGAAGCCUUGGCUGCCAAGGUUGGCUGGACGCAGCAAUUUGGGUGGCCUCACGACAGUGUUCUCGAAGGCGAUAGCUUACUCGACCACCAAACCUGGGUAGAGGGCCAGAUCCCCGACAAAUACUAUGGAGACUGGUAUCACAAUGCUGGUGUUAUCAUGUUUGCCUGCUUGGCCUCAUGGCUGGUUGCGCUGCUCGGCGGUGGUUUGGCCUGGGUAUUCAUCGUCAUGGCCAUCUGCUCCACCUACUACCGUACCUCGCUUCGACGCGUCCGGCGCAACUUCCGGGAUGAUAUCACCCGUGAAAUGAGCCUCAAGAGGCUAGACAGCGAUACCGAGUCACUGGAGUGGAUCAAUGCUUUCAUGCUCAAGUUUUGGCCAAUUUACCAGCCCGUCCUCGCGGAAACCAUCAUCAACUCGGUCGAUCAGGUCCUUAGUUCGGCAACGCCUGCCUUCCUCGAUAGCCUGAAGCUCAAGACGUUUACGCUCGGCUCUAAACCCCCUCGUAUGGAACACGUGAAGACGUACAACAAAGAGGAGGAUGAUACCGUCGUUAUGGACUGGAAGUUCAGUUUCACCCCCAAUGACACGGCGGAUAUGACAGCGCGCCAGGUCCAGAACAAGAUCAACCCGAAGGUUGUCCUCGAGAUCCGCAUCGGUAAAGCCAUGAUUAGCAAGGGUCUCGAUGUGAUUGUCGAGGACAUGGCCUUUUCAGGUAUCAUGCGCCUCAAGAUGAAGCUUCAGUUCCCCUUUCCCCACAUUGAGAAGGUGGAGAUGUGCUUCAUGGAGCGGCCCAGCAUCGACUACGUUUGCAAGCCUCUAGGUGGUGAGACCUUUGGAUUUGAUAUCAACUUCAUCCCCGGUCUCGAGACUUUCAUCUUGGAGCAAAUUCACGGCAACUUGGCCCCUAUGAUGUACUACCCCAACGUCUUUCCUAUCGAGGUUGCCAAGAUGUUGGCGGGUACUCCUGUCGAUCAGGCGAUCGGUGUUGUUGCUGUGACUCUCCACGGCGCUCAAGGCCUCAAGAAUCCCGACAACUUCUCUGGUAACCCAGAUCCGUACGUCUCCCUCACACUCAACCGCCGGACUGAAAUUGCGCGCACCAAGACCAUCAACGAUACGCCAAACCCGAAAUGGAACGAAGUUCACUAUGUCAUUAUCUCUUCGUUCAAUGAUUCUUUAGAUAUGAUGGUCUACGAUUACAACGAGUUCCGAAAGGACAAAGAGCUCGGCGUGGCUUCCUUCAAGCUCGAACAGUUAGAGGAGCUCCCGGUCCACGAGAACCAAAGAAUAGAAGUCAUCGGAAGCGGCAAAGCGCGAGGUGUCCUGUCAGCAGACAUUCGUUUCUUUCCUGUCCUGGAACCCAGGAAACUGGAAGACGGGAAAGUCGAGCCACCACCAGAGUCCAACACCGGUAUCCUGCGUUACACAGUUGAGCAGGCGAAAGAUCUUGAUGGUACCAAAAGUCUGGUGGGCAUGCUCAAUCCCUAUGCGGAGUUGUUGCUCAACAGGAAAGUAGUCCACUCCACUAAGAAGUUGAAGCGUACGAACAACCCAAUCUGGGACAAUGGCUCCAAGGAAAUGCUCAUCACAGACCGCAAGAAGGCCGAACUGGGUCUUGCUAUCAAAGACGACCGUGAUCUAGCCGGAGAUCAGCUAAUUGGUGCUCACAAUAUCAAGCUGGACGAUCUUCUGGAGAUGUCAGCUCAAGGAAAGGAUUGGUUCCUUCUGAGUGGCGCCAAGAGUGGUCGUGUAAAGGUGACUGCGCAAUGGAAACCAGUAGCACUAUCCGGUGUCUUGGCUGGUAGCGGUGGUUACCAAACACCAAUUGGAGUCAUGCGAUUACAUUUCAAGGGCGCUCGCGACCUGAGAAAUUUUGAAACUAUGGGCAAGUCGGAUCCUUACGUCCGCAUCGUAGUGUCUGGUAUCGAGAAAGGCCGUACAGUUGUUCAUCGCAACACCCUCAACCCCGAAUGGGAUGAAAUCAUGUAUGUUCCCGUACAUUCCCCUCGAGAUCGGCUGGCGUUGGAUGUCAUGGACGCGGAGAAGAUGGGCAAAGAUCGCAGUCUUGGCCAAAUCGAGCUCCUGGCCAGCGAAUACGUCGUUCAGGAUGAAAGCGGUGAAUAUCUUGUACAUGACCAAAAAGCGCCUCGUGAAGAUGGACUGCGUCUUCAUGGUAAAGGAGUUCCAAAGGGCGUCCUAAGUUAUACCGCUUCAUUCUAUCCAUGCUUGAAUGUGGCCGAUCCCGACGAUGAAGAUGAAGAAGAAGAGAACGAGGUUUCCGCCGACGAAUCACCCAGAAACCCCCUUGAGACCACUAGAUCAGUCGACGCAGGCAAAUUUACGUCUCUUGAGCGAACUGCGACCAAUGUCUCUCAAAGAGAGCCCACUACUCCCUUAUCGGCCACAAUGCCAAAAUCACCAACAACACCAUCAACCUUUGCCCGGAAGUCGCGCGAUGCCCCAAGAAAAGUGCCCAAGGUCCGUCUCAACCCAGAGGAGCUUCUCAAGCAUGAGUCUGGGUACCUCAUUUUCAAGCUUAUGGAAGGGCAAAUGCCAAAGAGUGGGACGCACCUGGAGGUGUACGUCGACGAUAUGAGCUAUCCCUCUUAUGUCUCCGGAACAGCAAAGUCGAAGAACUUCAAAUUCGACGAGAUUGGAGAUUGUUUCAUUCGCGAGUUGGAGUUCUCACGUCUGACACUCAGAGUCAGGGAGAAGCGGGAAAAGCCUGGCGAGGAAAGAGACGAGGACCAUACUGUUGCUCGUCUCGCGGGUAACACCUUGGACACUCUGAAACAGUGCCUUAACAAUCCAACUAUCCUUAGGCUAAAGGAUGAAGAGAACAGAGAAACACAUAUCAAAGUCAGCUUGAAGUACAUCCCAGUGAAGAUGCAAUUAGACCCCAGUGAAAGCAUCAACAACAUGGGCAACCUGCGCGUGGAUGUUCUUGACGCAUCAGAUCUUCCAGCUGCCGAUUCCAAUGGAAAGAGUGACCCAUACGCCAAAUUUGAGUUCAAUGGCCAGGACGUCUUCAAGACAAAAACGCAGAAGAAAACACUCAAUCCUCAAUGGAAUGAGUACUUCGAGAUGCCAGUCCCCUCCCGGACGGCCGCGAAAUUCCAUGUCAACAUCUAUGACUAUGAUUUCGCUGAUAAGCCGGAUUUCUUAGGCGGAGCAGACAUCAAUCUUGAGCAUCUAGAUCCAUUCAAAGCCAAAGAAGUCAGAUUGCUUCUGGAUGGUAAAUCCGGUUCCAUUCGCCUAAGAUUGUUGUUCAGACCGGAUUACGUCACGCGAUCCCGUUUGGGUACCGGCACGUUUUCUGGAACGUUCGGCGCUCCGGGCAGGAUUGUUACUGGCGUGGCAGGUGCUCCUAUCAAGGGAGGUGCCGCCGUCGUUGGGGGAAUCGGCCAUGGAGUAGGCAAAGGCGCCAGCUUCAUCAAGAGAGGCUUUACAGGCCGCAGCAAGAAGGACGAUGAUGGUGGUUUUGGAUCAAACCCGACCAAUUCUGACAUUCCAACAAUAGUAGAGAAUGGCGGCAGCCCUGCUCCUGGUUCAAGUCUUCGAAGGGCGACGGGUCUGGACGGUGCCGAAUCACCCAUAACACCGCCUGGCACUGCCAUCGGUGCUAGCAAUGGACAUCAUCGCGCCCCGAGUGCUGGGGCGAUGUCUAUCGCGAGUAUAGCCCCUGGUAGUGCAGGUGCGGGCACUGCCACUUUCCAAAUUAUUUCCGCAACCGGCUUCCCUCCGUCUGCUGAUGUGUAUGUACUCAUCCGCCAGUUGGGCUCUAAGGAGAAGACCGUUGGAAAGACAAAGCACCAUGAAUCACCGUCAGGUCAGGUGGAAUUCAACGAAACAUUCAAGCACACCUGCACUGCUGAUACGCAAUUCCGCAUUGAGGUGAAGGACCAUCAUACUUUCGGCAGCGACGACGAUCUGGGUGAGACAUUAUUCUUCGUUAGCGACCAGGGUUCAAAUGAAAAGGAGGUCAGCGUCGGCUCGGGAACGGUCAUUAUUAAGAGCUCAUUCGCUGAGGCUGGUUCUACAUUGUCUGCAGACAGUCCUAAAGGCGGAAACCCGAUGCGCCGCAGCUUCCUCUCCAAGAAAGAGAAUAGCCGAAGCCGGGAAGCAACGCCGAGCUAG